Fukomys damarensis (Damara mole-rat) is the source of this 956-nucleotide messenger RNA. RefSeq names its product alkB homolog 7 (gene Alkbh7). The record is from RefSeq and is a predicted model, not a curated record. Bases 54 to 710 code for a protein of 218 amino acids. Gene Ontology annotation, biological process: fatty acid metabolic process; DNA damage response. NCBI's taxonomy places the organism in Eukaryota, Metazoa, Chordata, Mammalia, Rodentia, Bathyergidae. Gene Ontology annotation, cellular component: mitochondrial matrix. The transcript has 4 exons.
AGGUAGAGGCGUGUUCCUGACCCGGACCUCUUCCACGACCCGGCUCCAGGGUUAUGGCCGGGAGUGGGCAGCUGGCUCUACGGACUUUGUCAGGGUCAGGCUGGGUUCGGGGCUCGGGCUUCCAGUUGCUGAGUCGCCUGAAGUAUGCGGCCGUGGUGCGUCCCGGCUUCCUCAGCCCGGACGAGGAGGAGACGCUGAGCCGCGAGCUGGAACCCCAGCUGCGGCGUCGCCGCUACGAAUACGAUCACUGGGACGCGGCCAUCCACGGCUUUCGGGAGACAGAGAAGUCCCGCUGGUCAGAGCCCAGCCGCGCCAUCCUGCAGCGCGUGCAGGCGGCCGCCUUCGGCCCUGGCCAAACUCUGCUCUCCCCAAUCCACGUGCUGGACCUGGAGCCUCGGGGCUACAUCAAGCCUCAUGUGGACAGCGUCAAGUUCUGUGGAGCCACCAUCGCCGGCCUGUCCCUACUGUCACCAAGUGUCAUGCGGCUGGUACACACACAGCAGCCAGAGCAGUGGCUGGAACUCUUGCUGGAGCCUGGCUCCCUCUAUAUUCUAAGGGACUCGGCCCGCUACGAUUUCUCCCAUGAGAUCCUCCGAGACGAAGAAUCCUUCUUUGGGGAGCGUCGGGUUCCCCGAGGCCGACGCAUCUCUGUGAUCUGCCGCUCUGUCCCUAAGGGGACGGGGCCAGGACAGCUGCCCCCAGCCUGCUGACGGACCCCCAGGGUCCAGACACCAGACUGGUGAAUAAAGUCGACGGGUCAAGCCAUCUGUCCAGCCUGCUAGAGGGAGCCCAGGGUGGCACCUGCCCGUGGGGGAGCCCAGAUGGCGGCAGUCACAAGGCCAGGAAAGCAGUGCUUUUAUUUUGCUCGUUGAUGGUGCCCAGCCCCCCUCCCCGUCUUGGACGCUUGCACCCGGGUCUCCCAUAAAUAAGCCAGCUGAGACCCCGCACCCUGUAGC